This is a messenger RNA of Priapulus caudatus, 1418 nucleotides long. RefSeq lists its product as uncharacterized. The record is from RefSeq and is a predicted model, not a curated record. The coding region runs from base 11 to 364 and encodes 117 amino acids. Lineage: Eukaryota; Metazoa; Priapulida; Priapulimorpha; Priapulimorphida; Priapulidae. The transcript is spliced from 2 exons.
CAGACAACAGAUGGAGCUGAACGAGCUUAUUCGCAAACACAAGAACGAGCGCAAGCAGUACAAGGUCUACCGCAAGCAGCUGCCGGCCGGCGAGGAGUCGGACGAAUCCGACGAUGCGCUCGAGGUGCAGCCCUCUACGCAGAAGCGCCCGAGCCUCGGCAACGUGACACUCAGCAGUAACGAGAGUGGCGUCGCCAUAACGACGCUGGACAACAACAACGUGUCGCCGCGCCGACGCAAGAGCGACAACGACGUCGCGGCGCUCCCUGCCGGCGGCGGCCUGCGCGCCCGCGACGACCAGGCACAAUCAACGGACAAACGCAAUGUGAUAGAGACUGGCCCGCCAAACACGGGCAAAUCCUAGCAGUAGGGGGCGCCGGCGGCGACGACGACGAAAGGCGAGUCUGUGAUGUGGCGGCGGCGGCGGCGGCGAUUGUUGUGAUGACUGACUGUCCAGGGGGCGCAAGCGGGCGAUCGGUGAUAUAUAAUUCUUAAAGGUGCUGCCAUCUGCCGGGAGUUUUGGCGCGGCCCGGCGGGCGGGGGGGCGUGACGCGUAACGACGUCACGUACGGGAGUGAUGACGACGAUGACAAGGAUUUCUGCGAACGUCUCACGAGGACGCGGACGCUGCACUAGCGGCGCCCUCUGGUGUUCUGACGCGCGUGAAUUUCUUGAGGGGGCGCUAGUGAUCGCUACGUUGCCAUUCCCUCGCCACGAGCGGUGUGCUACAUACCCUGUACGUGCCAGGAAGAUGAAGAGGAGGAGGAUGAGGAGGAGGAGGAGAAGAGAAGACUGUGAGAAGGAACAUCAGACGAAGGCAAAGGAGGCGGAGAAGGAAGACCAGCGGAAGGAAGGAAGAUUAGAAGGAGGAAAAGCAGAGAGCGUCGUGGGGAAGAAUUGGAGAGAGAGAGCCCGCCCCUCCACGCAGCAGCGACAUCGCGUCCAGAGAAACGUCCGUAACGCCUUUCACGUCCUCCUGCAGAACCCCAGUGAGCUCAAUACCUCCCCCCCCCCCACUCAACACAUAAAUGGACUGUUCCAGCCCCUGCCCUUGUACGUGGGCACCCGCCGGGCAGGCCUUAUGAAGAAAUCGAAGAAAUAAGAGACUUUCAAUAUGAUCUUUGCCAUUGAUGUCAGUAUUCAGUAUUGUUUCUACGUGCGGGCAAGGCAAGCGUGGGGAAACUCUCCUCACAGCGGGACUGUUCUUUGACAGGAUAAAUUAAAGUAGUAGUUGGCGCACUAGACAUCUCGCAAUCUAAACUGCGUGAGCGCGAACGUUGCGCGUGCGCUAGAGAAGGUGUGAAUUAAUAGACAAUAGUUGUGAGUACUGAAAGUGGAGAGCACGCAAGCAGGCAGAGAGCAAGCGCGAUUGGAAGAGAGAGAGAGAGAGAGAGAAAGAGAGAGAGAGGCGAACAUAA